AUGUCGGUGUCCCUCGCCGCCGUCCCCGUCGUGCUGAAGGAGAAGCGGUUCCACGCCGGCAUGCUGAAGGGUCCCCCGGCCCGGGGCUUCUACCACGCUCCGCUGCCCGGACCCCCGCCUCCCUACAUGGACUUCUUCCCGCACGGCCUCCUGCAUCACCCGCUCAAGUCGCUCGGCCGCCUGGUGUCGGACACCCAGGCCUCCCUGCCGCUCGGCCUGCAAGCCGGGGUGCCGGCCUUCCUGGGCGGCCAGGGAGGCCACCACGUCUCGCUGCUGCACGAACACAUGCUGAGCUCCUCCGGGAUCCCCUACCUGAGCCAGAUGCUGCCCUCCGGACACCCCCUGUGCGCCAAGCCCGAGGAGAUGGCAGCCGUGGUGACGGAGCACGCCGCCGGCCCGCUGUCCUCGGACUUCAGCAGCCCGUCCAGUGACAGGUCUUCCUCGGCCUCCUCUUCCUCCCUGAACACAUCACACCCCAAAGAGGCUUUGCUCCGGUACCGGGGCGCGGACUUGACGCCUCCAAAGAUGCGCACAUCUUAUAACUUCAGCCAGGAUGACUUGUUUAUGGUGCUUUACGGUUAUUCUGGCAGCCAGGAGCGCAUGGGUCACGCUCUAUCUGGAGUGGCCCUGCUGGAAAACUCAGUUUCUGAGUCUCACAUCCUCCCACUGGACAAACAGACACUUGAACUUCCAGAAGGGUUAACCGUCCUCCAGGCUGCGUGGGAGAACGUGUCCCACUGUGGGGUCUUCACGGACAAGAGCAGCAUCGCCAAGGGGACCCGCUUCGGACCUUUCCAGGGAAAACUCGUCAACACCAGCGAGAUUAAGACGUACGACGACAACACUCUGAUGUGGGAGGUGUUCGAGAACGGCAGGUUGAGUCAUUUCGUGGACGGCCGAGCAGGCUCCGGGAACUGGAUGUCCCUGGUGAAGUGCGCUCGGUUCCCGGAGGAGCAGAACCUGAUCGCGGUGCAGGUGCAGGGUCAGAUCUUCUACGAGGCCUGCAAGGAGGUGAGGCCGGGCCAGGAGCUGCUGGUGUGGUACGGAGACUGCUACAUGCAGUUCCUGGGCAUCCCUCUCACCCUGAAGGGUUCCAUGGAGGGACCCCCCGCCGAAGAUAACGGAGAGGGCUUCAAGUGCGACAGGUGCGGGAAAGUGUUCGCCUACAGGUACUACAGAGACAAGCACCUGAAGUACACACGCUGCGUGGACCAGGGCGACCGGAAGUUCCCCUGUCACCUGUGCACCAGAUCCUUCGAGAAGAGGGACCGACUGAGGAUCCACAUCUUACACGUGCACGAGAAACACAGGCCCCACAAGUGUUCAGUGUGUGGAAAGAGUUUCUCCCAGUCGUCCAGCCUCAACAAACACAUGCGGGUGCACUCGGGAGAAAGGCCGUAUAAGUGUGUCUAUUGUAAUAAGGCCUUCACUGCCUCCAGUAUUCUGCGCACUCACAUCCGCCAGCACUCCGGAGAGCGGCCCUUCAAGUGCAAGCACUGCGGGAAGGCCUUCGCCUCGCACGCCGCCCACGACAGCCACGUCCGGCGGACCCACGCCCGGGACAAGCCGUUCCCCUGCGACCUGUGCGGGGCCUCGUUCCAGGAGGACCUGGAGCUCAAAAACCACAUCAAGAAUCACAAGAACAGACAGAUGUUGGACACCACAGUCCUUCCGUCCACUCCGGGCAGUGGAGUCCAGGAGGACACCGCCAUCCCGGGGAAGGACACCCCAGCAGCUCACACCAAAGCCGGACAAAACUUCCCUUACACCGGCUUAACCGUUUUAAAUCAGGAAUACCGGCCCUGGAACUAG
Molecule: messenger RNA, 1812 nt
Organism: Limanda limanda (common dab)
Lineage: Eukaryota; Metazoa; Chordata; Actinopteri; Pleuronectiformes; Pleuronectidae
Gene: prdm14
Product: PR domain containing 14
Exons: 8
Coding region: 1-1812 (603 amino acids)
Biological process (GO): regulation of transcription by RNA polymerase II
Cellular component (GO): nucleus
Molecular function (GO): RNA polymerase II transcription regulatory region sequence-specific DNA binding; protein binding
Source: RefSeq, a predicted model, not a curated record